This is a messenger RNA of Drosophila novamexicana, 810 nucleotides long. RefSeq lists its product as uncharacterized. The transcript is spliced from 2 exons. NCBI's taxonomy places the organism in Eukaryota, Metazoa, Arthropoda, Insecta, Diptera, Drosophilidae. The coding region runs from base 64 to 690 and encodes 208 amino acids. The record is from RefSeq and is a predicted model, not a curated record.
UCGCAUUGUACAACACUGGAUGCCACAAUUUGAAAACUUCUAGUUCCCAUCGCGUGCAAUUAAAUGUCGUUGGCCAACAUGAAUUCGCACAAUAUUAUAAAGGAACUGAAUGUUAUACCCGCGACAAUCAAAAUCGAUGCCCUGAGCUGGCAGCAAGGUGUGCUAAAAGGUGGCGAUCAAAUGAAAAUCUAUGCCGAACUGUGUGCAAAAAUCUUUGAGAGCGAAAAUCAAUUGAACAAUGCGAAAAGAUCACGCGAAUUGCGGCAUACAAAGAAACGUAUACAUAAACUCUUCAAGCGACUCGAUAAGGCCUACAACCAGAUGAAGCACAUACUGGAAACGCUGAGCGAGAUCAGGCUGCGAACCGAGCACAUGUGGAGACGCGUCCGACUCUGGAACGAUGAUGAGUUGAUCAGGGAGCAUUGCAUUACCUGGGAGCUGACCACGUCCAAGUUAUUGGAAUUUCUGCAGUUUCUAACGCAGCGCUACGACUGCGAGUGGGAAAUCAAGGAAAUGGUCAUGAACGAGCUGGAAAAGGUGAGCGAUAACUACGAUGCGAACAUUCUGCUGGAGGCCUGGCUAGACAAUAGUCAUGCGGGCGGCGAUGAAUUCGAGCGCAAGCUAAUUGCAUUCUACAGUUCAGUAGGUCAACGUCAGGCCACAACUCAAUAUUACACCAAAUAUGCCUGAGCCAGUGUUGUAGCAUGCCGCCAGAGAGCUAGAGUGUUGUGUAACUAACAAAAAAAAAGAAACAUUUCGAUUUAAAUUGAUUUGCGUUUUGCUUUUCUUUUUAUUUGUAUUGGAAAAAUG